Messenger RNA from Triplophysa rosa, 2210 nucleotides. It is a transcript of the gene mffb, whose product is annotated as mitochondrial fission factor b. Gene Ontology annotation, biological process: positive regulation of mitochondrial fission. The coding region runs from base 597 to 1430 and encodes 277 amino acids. Gene Ontology annotation, cellular component: mitochondrial outer membrane; peroxisome. The record is from RefSeq and is a predicted model, not a curated record. Lineage: Eukaryota; Metazoa; Chordata; Actinopteri; Cypriniformes; Nemacheilidae. The transcript is spliced from 7 exons.
AAAGGGAUUUGACAUGCUAGAAAUAAAUGAUGUUCCCGCCCGGUCUCGAACCGGGGACCUUUCGCGUGUUAGGCGAACGUGAUAACCACUACACUACAGGAACUGUUAGGCGCAACAGAAAAUGCUGGUGUGUGGCAGUUUUUGCCACUUGCACAAUGUUUGGGUUAUAUAUUUUAAUAUAAUAACUGAUACAGUAUGUGAAACAAUUACUAUAAAUAAGCGUUCCUUUCGCCAUAGUAGGAUUCGUAGAAAAAAUAUGUAGUACAACAUUCGUACGUAACAUGCUAACCGGAAGUCAGUGGCACUAGCGGUGGCUAAUCAACAACGAUGUCAAAAAUCUCCAACCAUGCAUGCGACAGAAUGUAAACAUCACAUACAAAAACCGAUAUGACCACUUACCACAAAAUUGUUUAAUUGUUUCAAUGGAAGUUAAUUAACAAGGAGCCAAAAAGUGCAACAUUACAGAGGUGUGUACUUUACCUUGGUUACGAGGAUUUAUAGUGGUUAAAUGAAAACACUCACGCUCUGAGGCUGUAAUGUGUGACCGACACAUCUGUUACAACUGAACUGCAGAUAAAGAGAAAAUAAUCGGGUGAAUGAGUGAGGCUGACUUCUUCCCCUCUGCUGAUAUGGCAGAGAUCAAUCGAAUCCAUUAUGAACUUGAAUAUACAGAAGGCAUCAGUCAACAGAUGCGGAUCCCGGAGAGGCUCAAAAUUGCCCCCAGCCUAUCAGAGGAACUGCCUGGCUCCCUUAUACGUGGAUCCCACACUACCAUGAUGCAUGUGCCAGAGCGGAUUGUAGUUGCAGGAGAUUGCAAUGACGCUCGCUUCAGUAGACCAAAAGAUCUGGAUCUGAUUCAGUCCACGCCUGUAGAGACAGUUGAACUGAAGACACCACCACAAGUUCUCACCCUCAACGAUCAACCCCUGGACUUCCUAGAGCCAGAACCAGUAGCCAAUGCCACUGCCCAACAAAGAGAAGAGAUGCGAUCUCACUUGAGGUCAAGGAAGGAGCACUGUAGGAGUGAGAACGCUACAAUGCGCCGCAGUGGGCAAAUAAACAAACAUGAUUUUGCAAGCCCAUCACCAUCUCGUGGUCUGGUUCGUGUCUGUCCUCCUCUCAUUAGCCCUGAGGACAGUCAGAAUCUUAACGGUGCCAGUGGGGUCCUCAACUACAUCAAGAACACGACUCGCAGGGCCUACCAGCAAAUCCUGGAGGUGCUGGACGACAGUCACCGCAGUCUGGAGAACACUUCCGAUGAUGCUGUCUUAACAGAUGCUGCAUUAUUGCGACGACAGAUCAUAAAGCUGAACCGAAGACUGCAGCUGCUGGAGCUCGAGAAUAAAGAGCGAGCCAGGCGUGAAAUGGUCAUUUAUUCUCUCACUGUUGCAUUCUGGGUAGUCAACUCCUGGAUCUGGCUGCGACGCUAGAAUGCUCUUUGCACUCAUAUUUAACAAAAUAAAGUUCAGCUAAAAUAUUUGGUAUUUUGCACUUUUUCAGUUAGCUUCUUAGUAAGUGGAAAAAAGUAACGCUACAGAAUUUUCAGUUGCACUUGCAAUAACCAAAAAGUCUAAUCAUGCUCUGAGAAAUAUACUGUAUGAUGUAAGAUGCUGUUUUUUGUAAAUGUUUUAAUAUGUGAAGACAAUUUUGUGGUCCAGUGCAGUGUGUUACGAUGUACUGUAAAUGCUGUAUUAUUCUGUUGGGUAUUGUUGUUAAUACCUGGAAGCUGAAACUUAUCUUUCAUUUAAAAUACUGAAUCAUUAUUUAUGGAACAAUAUAUUUAACGUUGUGGGAUCACCAAAAAUGAAAGGUCAAAUUCAUGCAUCAUCUGUGUCUGUGAAUUUCAGACUGUGUGCACAGUAUGUGGGUAGUUGACGAAUAAAUGUGUCCUAUGGUGUGACAGCAAAAAUUCAGAAACAAAACUAGCGAGAGAGAAUUAUCUUUAUUGUUAUUUUAUUUAUAAAUAUUAAUAAUAUAAAAAUGUUUGCUAUGUCUAAAAAAAUAGGACACACAUGUACGGUAUAUUUGUGUAUAAGGUAUAUUUGUAUAUAACUACCCAUGUGGAGGAAUCUAGUGAUAAUGAUUAUUAUUAUGUACUGUAGUAAAUAAGCUUUUUGUAUAAGCUUUUUGAGAGUAUGUGCCACAAAUUUAGGAACUGGCGUGUCUUAAAGAGUGAUUAAAAUGUUUUGGAAAUGUGGUUAAUGUGAUGG